Messenger RNA from Suillus fuscotomentosus, 762 nucleotides. RefSeq lists its product as uncharacterized. The transcript is spliced from 2 exons. The record is from RefSeq and is a predicted model, not a curated record. The coding region runs from base 1 to 762 and encodes 253 amino acids. Lineage: Eukaryota; Fungi; Basidiomycota; Agaricomycetes; Boletales; Suillaceae.
AUGAUCGCACACAACACAAUAUUUGUCACACUAUCAGCCAUCAACCCAUUCACAUCGAUUGGCGGUUUGUCGCGUUCCAUCAUCGUCGACGCAAUAGAAUUUUUAUCUCGUCUCGAGGGCCUCAUUGAGGGGUCAUAUGAACCCUCUCGAGAUAGGUUCAACGCCGACGACGAUGGUGACCACACAACACAGGCGGUCAACAUGCGCGUCAGACGGCGAAUCGGCAUUUUAUCCAACGGUUUGCACGAAAUGAUGUCUGACGCAUUCGACAUGUUUGAUCUUGCGGGCGGGAGCGUCGACCAGAUCAACGCGGACGAAUACGACGUUGAGUUUACAUCGGAGAGCACGAUAGAAACCAGGCGAAAUCAGCGACGUGAGGCGUUGUAUACCAGGAUGCAAAACGCUAGACUAAGAUCUCGAAACAUCUGGGCAAUAGUACGGUUAGCUAAGGAAAUCAAGGAGGAGGCGGCAAAGGUGGUUGAUGAGUCCUCAGCAUGGGAUGACGAUAUGGCUGAGGGUCGUGAUGCCUAUGUAUGCGAGCGGAUGAGACGUAUCACAGCCUGUCAGAACAAAGCCAAGAUCGCAGCGGUUAGCAUCCUGAAACAUUGGCCAACACAUUGGCCAGCAAUUGGAGGGACGCAGGUUCAGUGGAUGACGAAGAGAGGGGAAAAGAGGCAGGAGGGUGUGUGGCAGAUUAUCGAUAUGUGCCGCCGCUCAUUGGAGGAGCUGGAGGAGAUCAUCCUCCAUUCAGCGGACUGGUAA